Messenger RNA from Drosophila serrata, 285 nucleotides. RefSeq lists its product as uncharacterized. Lineage: Eukaryota; Metazoa; Arthropoda; Insecta; Diptera; Drosophilidae. The record is from RefSeq and is a predicted model, not a curated record. Gene Ontology annotation, molecular function: chitin binding. Gene Ontology annotation, cellular component: extracellular region.
AUGUGGCCAAGACUUAUUUUAUCCCUGUUGCUGGUUCACUGCCUGGCUGCAUCUCCAACUCCUGCUCGCAGCACAGACGCUUGGAGUGCAGACAAGGCCUGCGCUAAUGAGAUCCCGACUGUGAUGAUUGAGAACCAAAACGAUUCUACAUGUGCCAGCUAUGUCCUUUGCUAUGUGGCCAAGGAUGGCCUCUCAAGACCUUUGGUCAAGAACUGCAGGAGCGGGCAAUAUUUUAACGCAUCCUUGGGAUACUGCAGUGUCACGAAACCCGAUGGUUGUGCAUAA